GCGAGAGAGGCGGUGCAGGGAGAUCUCUGGCCCGUCUGCGAGUUUCCCAGCUAAUGGCCUCUACUCUUUCUUUGACUGAGCUUUUCUGGCCUUGUGUUUGCCAGCUCCUUUUUUCGCUGGUGUGGCUAAAGAAAGGACUAGCUGCUGGUUUGUGAGAGGAGAAACAAGCCCUUUGGGGAUUAUUUUUUGGGGUGCAAAGACGUUUGGCGGCACUUUAAGAUGUCACUCUGAAGUGCGCUGCUGUGGGUCAGACGGACCAGCACUCGAGAGGAGGAGGAACAACAGCUACCCAGCAGCUCUGGUUUCAGACCUCUGCAGCACCCUUUGUGUAUGACGAUUCAUUCCGAGCGCAGGACCGCCAGGGAGGGUGGGGAGUAGGGAAGAAUGAGUGGAAGUGGCCUCUCUUGGGACCAGGCUGUGCUCCAGCCUCCCGUGUGUGAUGCCUGGAAGGAGAUUAUGGAGGCAGCAGCCUACCAGCUGGCCAGCUGCAUCGUCCUCCUGGGUUACAUGGGGGGAAGUGGCAUCUUCGGGUCCCUCUAUAUCUUUGGCCUCCUGGCCCCAGGCUACUUCUGCUAUGCUCUGUGGGGCUGGCUGAGCGCCUGCGGGCUGGAUAUCUUCGUCUGGAACAUGCUGCUGGUCUUCGCUUGCUUGCUUCAGCUGGCUCACCUGGCUUACCGGCUCCGCAGAGACACCAUCCCUCAAGAGUUUGACCUCCUCUACAAGACCAUGUACCUGCCCUUGCAGGUGCCCUUGGAAGUCUACAAAGAAAUCGUGAAGUGCUGCGAAGAGCAAGUGCAGUCGCUAGUCAGAGACCAGAACUACGCAGUGGAGGGCAAGACGCCGAUUGACCGCCUCUCGCUGCUGCUGUCCGGCAGGGUCCGGGUGAGCCAGGAUGGGCAAUUCCUUCACUAUGUCUUUCCGUACCAGUUCCUGGACUCUCCAGAAUGGGAGUCGCUGCGACCCUCUGAGGAAGGAACGUUCCAGGUCACGCUGACGGCCGAGACCGACUGCAGCUUCAUCACCUGGCCAAGGAAGAAGCUGUACCUCCUCCUGAGGAAAGACCGCUACGUUGCUCGGCUCUUCUCCUCCCACCUGGGCUACGACAUCUCGGAGAAGCUCUACUCCCUCAACGAGAAGCUCUUCGCCAAAUUCGGCCUUCGCUUCGACAUCCGCCUGCCCAGCCUCUACCACGUCCUCGGGCCAGCCUCCUCUGAAGGGGAGUCGGAGGACUGUGAGGAGGAGAGGCUGUCGGCCUCUGCCCAGGCCGUUGCCUCCGAGCCCCCUCCACAGCCGCCGCCGCCGCCGCCGCCAGUCCCACGGCCCCGCGCAUCCCGGCCCGACAGUGACCCGCUGGGUGAGGACUCCACCAGUCUUGUCUUGGAAGAUUUUGCUGAGUUGCCGGGGUCUUUUAUGGACUAUGUGAGCGAAGCCUCUGGAAACUUCCAGAGUUCUCCCCACUCUCUCUGCAAAGGACGAGCCCCUCUGGCUCCCACUCAGACCCCUGAACUCUAGGGAACAACAGGCUGUUUUGACCCUGAAGCCCCUCCAAGGAAGCUUUAUGCUCACCCAGGUUUCUGACCAGAGACACGCUUUAGCACGCACCGAGACGUC
Messenger RNA from Colius striatus (speckled mousebird), 1611 nucleotides. It is a transcript of the gene POPDC2, whose product is annotated as popeye domain containing 2. NCBI's taxonomy places the organism in Eukaryota, Metazoa, Chordata, Aves, Coliiformes, Coliidae. Gene Ontology annotation, molecular function: cAMP binding. Gene Ontology annotation, cellular component: sarcolemma. The record is from RefSeq and is a predicted model, not a curated record. The coding region runs from base 385 to 1512 and encodes 375 amino acids. The transcript has 4 exons.